This is a messenger RNA of Euleptes europaea (tarantolino), 810 nucleotides long. RefSeq names its product F-box only protein 44-like. NCBI's taxonomy places the organism in Eukaryota, Metazoa, Chordata, Lepidosauria, Squamata, Sphaerodactylidae. Gene Ontology annotation, cellular component: SCF ubiquitin ligase complex; cytoplasm. Gene Ontology annotation, biological process: glycoprotein catabolic process; SCF-dependent proteasomal ubiquitin-dependent protein catabolic process. The coding region runs from base 4 to 810 and encodes 268 amino acids. Gene Ontology annotation, molecular function: protein binding; ubiquitin protein ligase activity. The record is from RefSeq and is a predicted model, not a curated record. The transcript has 4 exons.
AAGAUGGUGACCAUCGGCGACCUGCCCCCAGACAUUCUGGAGGACGUGCUGUCUCGGGUCCCCGGAAGGGAUCUCGUCUGCAACUGCCGGCUGGUUUGCUCGCAGUGGUGCGAUGUGGUGGAUCUGCCCGCCUUGUGGAAACGCAAGUGCCAGAGAGAGGGCUACUGCCUCGCGAUGUUCGACAGAAGCAUCUCAGAAUGGAAGACCCUCUACUUUCUCUGCAGCUUGAAGAGGAACUUAAUCAAGAACCCGUGCGGCGAAAAGGGCUUGAAGUUCUGGGAAUUCAAGUCGAAGAAAAAGAAAGUGUGGAAGAUUGAGAAAGCACCGGAAGCCGAUAUGCACUUCCCCCACAUUCGGAAAUGCUUUGUCGCAUAUCAUUUGUGUACCUUCAAGCAUCAGCUCAUCACCUUAAAGGAUGAAGGCUACUGGGAUGAGCUGAUGGACGAGACCAAGCCGGAUAUCGUGGUGAAGGAUUGGUAUUAUUUUAGCCCAAAUUACCGCUACGAAUUGUGUGUGACACUAUUAUCCAAAGACUUCAGCAUCCUGCAAGAAUGUCGCCCCGAAGAGUUCUUCAGAAAUCAGGGGAGAGACGAGGAUAAAUGGUGUGAGGUUUCAUACACUUUCCACGACUACCCAGCCGGCGUCCGCCACAUCCGCUUUAUCCACGGCAACGAAGGCUGGACCUACAUGCGGGUCACCAACAGCAGUGUCACCGUCGGUCCGGAAGCCCUGUGGCGAAGCGAAGCGCCCGGAACCCGUUUGCCCGAUCUGCAUUGUGAUCCGCAGAGGAAGCCCUGCUCUGUCUUCUGA